Molecule: messenger RNA, 799 nt
Organism: Pelagomonas calceolata
Lineage: Eukaryota; Pelagophyceae; Pelagomonadales; Pelagomonadaceae
Source: the annotation of a GenBank genome assembly
GUGGCACCGGCCCGGGUCUGCAGCUCGGCUUGGCUCAAUCUUGCUCUUCGUAGCUGGCUCGCAACGACGAGCUACCGCGACGUGCGAAGCUGUGCCAAGGAGCUCAGUACUUGCACACUCUCUGUGCGCAUCGUUUUUUGCUUCAGACCGCCGUCAAAAGGUCGAGUCAAGACAGCAGUGCCUGUGGCAGCCAGCGCAUCACCGCGUGCGACGCCGUUUCGUCAUGGUCGCCCGCACGAUCGUACUCCUGGCGACCCUCGCGACGCCCUCGGUCGCCGUCGAGCGCCGCUGGGCCCACCAGCUCGGGCACCGCUGGCGCGCGCUGACCAGCUCGACGCCGGCGGCAGCCAGCAUCGACCACGAGUGGCGCGACAGUAGUGGAGCGUGCGCGAUCGAGUUCGCGACGUGCAACGCCCCACAACUGAAAAUCAAUCUGACGGGCUUCGGGAGCGCGAGUAUUGGGCGCCCCGCGACGGAGGCGCUGGGCCACGCCAUCGCCCGCGCGCGCGCCGACGCGGGCUCGGUGGACGCCCUCGUCGACAUGACGGACGCGUCCGCGGCGUCGACGACGUGUAUCCUGGCCUGCCGCCGGUUUUUGUUGAGGCAUGGAUCAUCCCUCGGGCGCGUCGCGGUCGUCGGCAAGGGCCCCCAGCUCUUCUUCAUGCGCCUGUGCACGCGGCUCGCGCGCUUCCGCAAGGUCCGCGUCUUCGGGUCGCAGGCGGCGGCGGACCGGUGGCUGCUGGAGGCUUGACUCCUUCCUCCUCCCGGGGGGUUGUGUAAUGUUGAUUUGUAAUAAGAA